AUGGUCUCUUCCAACCCAGCUCCGAGUCGGGACUCGCUCGCAACUACAUCCAGACCGUCGCUCGCGUUGUUGAAUCGUCGUAGCGCGCCGAAGAGCCGGGAACCCCUCAUGGACAAAACUAUCCCCAACGUCGCGAACAGGUCGUCUCAGGGACGGGAUGUGCCUACCGGUAAACUGGGCUUAGGGAAGGCAAGGGAUGAAGACAACAAGAUGCGAGUUGUCGGAAACCCCGGCGCGGACGCGGAAGAACUCGACCACACGGAGUCACUCGAACGAUCCCUCGCCUUCGCAGUCAGGGCGCGCGCCAGCGGAUCCGGCCUCCCCCGCAACGUCGCAGAACUCAAGCGAAUGAUUGACGUCGCGCCGGACAACGACGCGGAAACCGCUGAGCUCUUCGCGGAGUUGGUGUCUCGGAAGAUACAUCUAGACCGCCGGCUACAGACUCAAGUAAGCAGAUUCCUGGAUCAGGAGCCGGAAGUGCAGCACUGGUCAGCGGGCAAGAACAACCCGGACAAGAACGCAAACCCGGACCUGACGGAGGAGCAGCGUCUCCUGGGCCCCUGGGUCGAGCGCAUGGCUGCCUACCGCAGGUACCACGGCAAGUCUCGCGAAAGUGCAUCCAACCAGGGCGCGGCGCCCGUCAGGGGACGAAAGUCUUGCACCGCCCGGUCGUUGCGCGACAUACUGCUCGCUCACCGCGGCGAGAUAGCGCUGCACAAGGAAUGCUACGCCUACGGCAUCCCCUACCACCGGCCACGUACGCUACGCCUGCACGGGGAGAACACGCCGGUGGAUGGCAGGUUCGGGAGGCCGCGCAGGCUCCACUCUUUGCGUAACUUGACCUCUGACUUGAGUCGCAAGCUCCUCCCUCAGAAGCAGGCCCGACGACGCGGGCCGCCUAUGAGCAUCGCUCUACGCGAGGCUCUGGAAGAUCUCGCGUUGAUGUAAUCGCUCUCCCACCCUCCUUUCACGUUAUGACUAUGCCCCUAGUCUCCCACACUCCUUCAUAUCGCGUAUCUCUAUGGACCCGACUCGUUACCCC
Messenger RNA from Trametes versicolor FP-101664 SS1, 1042 nucleotides. RefSeq lists its product as uncharacterized. NCBI's taxonomy places the organism in Eukaryota, Fungi, Basidiomycota, Agaricomycetes, Polyporales, Polyporaceae. The transcript has 5 exons. The record is from RefSeq and is a predicted model, not a curated record. The coding region runs from base 1 to 948 and encodes 315 amino acids.